AUGGAGUCAGUUGAUUCUCUUUCAAAGUUUUACUUGUCCACGGCAUCCUUAGUCUCAGCCAAUGAUAGUCUCAACCUCGAAGUCCCCGCUGGGUGCAUUCCAACCACUUUCAAGGAGUAUCCAGAUGAUCCAAUCAGCCACCACACGGAGCAGCUGAUCACAAAGGUGAGGGGUACCAUCCUCAUGCCCCUCCUGUUCCUCAUCGGCGUCAGUGGAACCUGUCUCAGCCUCCUGGUGUUCUACAGACAAGGCCUCGGCAACAGAAUCAACCUGUGUCUCUUCAGCUUAGAGCUUGUCAACCUCAUCAACGUGACCUAUCUGUUUGUCAUCAAUGUCGACAGCGUGUACCUGCCUAUCGAUGACGGGUUGUACGGGGUGGUAUUCCGGGUGCUGAUGGAGCGGCGGACCCUGGGCAUGCUGGGCUUCAUGUACGGGUGCAUGUACCUGCAGGGCCUGGUGUCGUGCGAGCGCUGCAUCAGUGUCAUGUGGCCGCUGCGUGCAAGGUCUCUGUUCAGCACCACCACUAUGGUCGUCGUCAUAGUUGUUGGUGGCGCUGUCACCAUCUUUCCUUUCUUCGCGGUUGUCGCUUGGCACGAAGCGGCGUGCCUGUUCGACCCUCGACUUCACAAAAAGAAAAUCGGGAUGAUCGUCAAUAGCUUGUAUUUCCUAAAUGAACAUAUCGUCAACGGUCUCCAAGGCAUUUAUUACGGAAUCAUCUUGUCCUUAGGAAUUCCUAUCAUCGUCCUCAUCGCCACAAUCAUCACCGGGUUAAAACUGAAGCAGUCAAUAAUCUUUCGCAAACAGGCGUCAUCGUCAGACACAAAACGAGAGGUCGCCAUCACCAAGAUGCUGGUGAUCUUGUCCAUUCAGUUUCUUGUCCUGUCAAUUCCCAAUAUAAUAGUUAGAAUUAUUCCACUUUUCGAGCCUGAGGUUCGACACGACGGCCGCUACAACAACACGUUCAGCAUCCUCAUCAACGGCGCGGAGACGGGCAGCAUCGUCAACAGCAGCGUCAACGUCUUUGUUUAUUAUUUUGCCGGAACUAAGUAUCGAGAGCAAGUCCACCAGGUGCUGUCAUAUCUGCAAACGAGACAAGACCAGAAAAUAACCACCGAGAAGGCUAAGCCAGGGAUCCUACAUCGUUAA
Molecule: messenger RNA, 1146 nt
Organism: Pomacea canaliculata
Lineage: Eukaryota; Metazoa; Mollusca; Gastropoda; Architaenioglossa; Ampullariidae
Exons: 1
Coding region: 1-1146 (381 amino acids)
Biological process (GO): G protein-coupled receptor signaling pathway
Cellular component (GO): plasma membrane
Molecular function (GO): G protein-coupled peptide receptor activity
Source: RefSeq, a predicted model, not a curated record